AUGAAUGCAGACACCCAAGACAGCCCAGCUCCAGCUGCAGCCAUUUCGCAUUUCAAGUCUACUACAUGGGCGGGCAAGUAUCUUGACUCCUCCAGCUACAGGCUCAUUCCCACGUCUCCCAGAUACCUCAAAGCCACUGGGGAAGAUGCUUUCUUCGCUCGUACCAUCAAUACGCCCACAACUAUUCCUUACUGUUUGAGCCUCUGCCGACACGACCUGAAGUUGCCAGAAGGAGGCUCGCCCUUCAAUCGGAUAGCUUCUCCCAGCACCAAAUCAUCUCCAUCACCCACCCCGUCUGUGUUCGAUUGUGUUUGGCUGCUUCAUCUUGCUGAGCCUGGAAUCAAUGGGCAUCCCAGAACUGCUCACGGCGGAGUCUUGGCCUGCAUUCUAGACGAGCUCACUGGAAUGUGCGCGAUAUUGCAUCAAGCCGACAGGUCAAUUCCCAUAUACACAGCCUCCCUCGAGACAAGAUUCAAAGCACCGGUUAUCCUCCCUACUGAUGUUAUUUGCCGGGCCUGGGUUACCCGGAAGGAGGGCCGCAAAUAUUGGCUGCGAGCCCAUAUUCUGGACGAGAGAGGUACGGUGAUGACCGAAGGCGAGGCGCUUCUCAUAGAGUCGAAGACCAAGGAAAAGCUCUGA
Endocarpon pusillum Z07020 is the source of this 639-nucleotide messenger RNA. RefSeq lists its product as uncharacterized. The transcript has a single exon. The record is from RefSeq and is a predicted model, not a curated record. The coding region runs from base 1 to 639 and encodes 212 amino acids. NCBI's taxonomy places the organism in Eukaryota, Fungi, Ascomycota, Eurotiomycetes, Verrucariales, Verrucariaceae.